Arachis stenosperma is the source of this 1072-nucleotide messenger RNA. RefSeq names its product galactose-binding lectin-like. The record is from RefSeq and is a predicted model, not a curated record. Lineage: Eukaryota; Viridiplantae; Streptophyta; Magnoliopsida; Fabales; Fabaceae. The transcript has a single exon. Gene Ontology annotation, molecular function: carbohydrate binding. The coding region runs from base 81 to 902 and encodes 273 amino acids.
CACUGGCAAUCGUCAAAACCAUUCGAAACCACUAGUACUUAAUAUUGAAAAUCCUCACUCAAAUAACUCUCCCUCCCACCAUGAAACCAUUUUAUGCUCUUCUUACUUUCUUCCUCUUGCUUGUAGUAGCAAGUAAGAAGGUGAACUCAGCAUCCGAAACUGAAACAGUUUCCUUCAACUUCAACUCUUUCGCCCAAGGUAACCCCGCAAUAAAUCUCCAAGGCGACGCCACCGUUCUUUCCGACGGCAAUGUACAACUCACCAACGUCAAAAGUUCCUAUAGCGCCGGGCGUGUCCUGUAUGGCACUCCCGUGCGCCUUUGGGACAAAGCCACCGGCAAUGUUGCCAGCUUCGUCACCUCGUUCUCUUUCCAGCUGACGGAUCUGGAAGGUUAUAAUGCGGCCGACGGUAUUAUUUUCUUCGUUGCACCGGAAGAUACGCAGAUUCCGUCCGGCGGAGUUGGCGGCACCUUAGGGGUUGCAAGCUCUAACGGCGUCGGUCAAUUUGUUGGUGUAGAGUUUGAUUCCUACUCCAACUCUGAGUUCAAGGAUCCACCCUAUCAACACAUUGGAAUCGAUGUGAACACUCUGGUUUCGUCCAAGACUGUGGAAUGGAAAAGAGUGAGUGGGUCAGUGGUGAAAGUGACUGUGAUAUAUGAUUCUCCAUCAAAGACACUGAGUGUUGCUGUGAUCAAUGAGAGUGGCGAUAUUAAUACCAUCGCUACUGAAGGUGUUGAUUUGAAGGCGAAGCUUCCGGAAAAGGUCAAGUUCGGGUUUUCAUCUGCUUCGUCGGUUGGCGGUCGUCAGAUUCAUCUCAUCCGUUCAUGGUCUUUCAUUUCAACCUUGAAGACAACAACAAGCAUCAGCAGCAAUGGAAAAACAAUGGAUAUUGCAACCGCAUGAUUUGGUCUACGCUAACUAGUACUUUUAAAUAAAGAAACAGACCAUAUGUGUGUAUCAGUAUCGACUCUGUCUGUGCGUGACUGCGUGUACGGUUCCAUGUAUACUUUCUCUUUCACUAAUCAACUUGUGGUUGGACAGUUGAUUAUUUCAAUAACAACUUUGUUACAUAA